Messenger RNA from Fonsecaea multimorphosa CBS 102226, 591 nucleotides. RefSeq lists its product as uncharacterized. The transcript has 2 exons. NCBI's taxonomy places the organism in Eukaryota, Fungi, Ascomycota, Eurotiomycetes, Chaetothyriales, Herpotrichiellaceae. Bases 1 to 591 code for a protein of 196 amino acids. The record is from RefSeq and is a predicted model, not a curated record.
AUGAAGACAUUCAGCAUUGCCUCUUCCCUCGCCCUGGCCUGUGUCGCAGCAGCAGCACCCUCUUCGGGCUGGUCUGGCGGCUAUGGAAACGGCAAUGGUGGCAAUGGAGGUUGCGUUUCCCAGGACCAGGCUACGCAGAUUGUCCACGACUACGCAUUCUUCCUCGCGCACGCGGAUCCCAGCCAAAUUGCACAAGCCAAUGCGACAGCUCAGAAGAUCCUCGCGUCCGACUUCACCGAGCAAUCCGACUCGAUCAACGGAUUCCUCGGCCUCAAGCCGGGUGACCUCACCUUCCCGACCAAGGAGGAAUACAUCAGCGUGGUCUUGACCCAGCCGCCCAUCACUGGCAUCACCGAUCUCCAGCUCGUCCCCUUCAACUGCAACCAGAUCCUCUGGUACUGGAAGUUCGCCAACCCGGGCAACUUCAAUGCCCCGCAACCACCCCAGGCCGUUCAGGGAAUGAACAUUUUCGACAUCAACGACCAGGGUCUCAUUGAGCAUGUCAACGUCGAAUUCAGCGUCUUCUACUACGUCGACCUUGGCUUCAACGUCUCGGGCUUCAGCGGCCCCAUUGCGGGUGUGAACCCGUAA